Hirsutella rhossiliensis is the source of this 1665-nucleotide messenger RNA. RefSeq names its product kinase. Gene Ontology annotation, biological process: protein phosphorylation; mitotic G2 DNA damage checkpoint signaling. Lineage: Eukaryota; Fungi; Ascomycota; Sordariomycetes; Hypocreales; Ophiocordycipitaceae. Gene Ontology annotation, cellular component: nucleus; site of double-strand break; cytoplasm. Bases 1 to 1665 code for a protein of 554 amino acids. The record is from RefSeq and is a predicted model, not a curated record. Gene Ontology annotation, molecular function: ATP binding; protein kinase activity. The transcript has 2 exons.
AUGCCAUUGAUGACGCCAGCUCGUCCGACGGUCAUGGACUCCCCCCGUCAUCGCGCUCCGACUGACACUAAGAUGCGGCAGUCCCAACUAGACCCCCUCCCGCGGGACCUGCCCUUUCGCAUCGUCUCCAAGACGGUCGGCCGCGGCGCCUACGCCUCCAUCAAGAAAGCCAUCCCCCUCGACUCCCCGACGCCCGUCUUCGCCGUCAAGCUCAUCCACAAGGGCUACGCCACCAAGCAUGGCCGCAUCUCCACCAAGCAGCUGGCCAUGGAGGUGUCGCUGCACUCGCACGUCGGCCAGCACCCCAACAUCAUCGAGUGGUUUGCCUCGGGCGAGGACCCCGUCUGGCGCUGGAUCGCCAUGGAGUUUGCGGAGGGCGGCGACCUCUUUGACAAGAUCGAGGCCGACGUCGGCGUCCGCCAGGACAUUGCCCAGCUCUACUUCCUCCAGCUCGUCUCGGGCGUCAGCUUCAUGCACUCAAAGGGCGUCGCCCACCGCGACCUCAAGCCUGAAAACAUCCUCCUCUCCCACGACGGCGCCCUCAAGCUCGCCGACUUUGGCAUGGCCACCAUGUUCGAGUACAAGGGCCAGCGCAAGACGAGCUCCACCCUGUGCGGCAGCCCCCCCUACAUUGCCCCCGAGAUCCUCGUCUGCGGCCGCGCCGACAAGAAGACGUCCGCUGCCGCAAAGUACUCGUCCGACCUGGCCGACCUGUGGUCCUGUGGCGUCAUCCUCUUCGUCCUCCUCGUCGGCAACACCCCCUGGGACGAACCGUCGCCCGGCAGCUGGGAGUUUGGCGAGUACAUCCGCACCUCGGGCCACAGCACCGACGCCCUCUGGGAGAGGGUCCCGCCCGAGGCCCUCUCCCUCUUGCGCGGCAUCAUGUCCGUCGAUCCUGCCCGCCGCUUCGGGUUCCCCCAGAUCCGCCAACACCCGUGGUAUACGCGCCGCAAUCCGCUCCUCACCGCCGAUGGCAAGGUCUCGGACCCCAUCAACCUCGCCACCCGGAUGCUCGAGAAUCUCCGCAUCGACCUGAGCCAGCCGCCCUCGGCCUCGCAGCGGCAGGCCACCGCGCCCGACCACAUGGACAUGGACCCGGGCCCCGGCAACUUCUCGUCGACGCAGCCCGAGACGCCCAUCAGCGACAAGGCGUGGGACUGGGAGCAGCCCGUGCUGCGCUCCAUGGUGGCGCCCGCCGCCUCGCUCCCCCCGCGCGCCGUGCUCGGCGGCACCCUGGCCGACGAGCCCUCCAUGUCGCAGUUCUCCCACACCCCGGGCCCGUCCAUGACCCUGACGCAGCAGGCCCGCCGCUUCCGCGACAUUUGCCCGCCCGAGUCCCUCACCCGCUUCUUCUCCCACGUGCCCGCCGCCCAUCUUGUGCAGAUGCUCAGCGACGCGCUGCAUCAGCUCAACGUGCCCCUGGUCCCCGUCUCGCCCAGUCUGUCAGGCGGCAACCCCGUGGCCAACAUCAAGGUCAAGGCCCUCGAUGGGAGGCAGCAGAACCUUCACGGCGAGAUCAAGGUUGAUAGGCAGCCGCUGCCCGACGGCAGCGAGGUCCUCGACGUGCGUUUCAUCAAGAUCAAGGGCGACCCACUCGAGUGGCGGCGUUUCUUCAAGAACGUCGUCGUCUUAUGCAAGGACGGCGUCUACGUCCCGGACGCCUAG